GUCGUCCCCAUCCUACAUAUCGUCCUUAUUCAUCUGUCCACACCUCACUUCCCAUGUUUUGAUUAUUUAUUUGUUUUAGUUUUUACUAAUAUUUUUAAUUCAAAAUAAUUUAUUAGCAAAGGAAGAAACCCAAUUUACUAUUAUUAGAAAACCCACUACAAAUGUUACUAUAAAGUUCUGCAAUUUCCAGCACCACAGAAAAAUUGGCUCAAAGGGUUGUCUUCUUUUUGUUCAUUUAUCUCAAAGAUUAUUGCUUUUUGUUGAUUUGGAUCCAAAAAGUUAGAGUUUUGAUUGGAUUGGAUGGCUCUCAAUUUGUUAUCUCCAGCUGAAAUCAAAGCCAUCUCUUUCUUGGAUUCCGCCAAGUCCAGCUGCCACCUCCCCAAGCUUCCAGGGGGGUUUGCUUUGAGGAGGAGAGAUUGCGGAACUGUAAUUGGGAGAAGAGUUCAAUGCUCAGCUGCACAGACACCUCCUCCAGCUUGGCCUGGACGUGCUGCGGUGGAGACAAGCCGCAGGACUUGGGACGGUCCCAAGCCUAUUUCGAUCGUUGGAUCUACCGGUUCCAUUGGAACCCAGACAUUAGACAUAGUGGCGGAGAACCCAGAUAAAUUCAGAAUUGUGGCGCUGGCAGCUGGUUCAAAUGUAACUCUUCUUGUGGAUCAGGUGAGGAGAUUCAAGCCCCAACUUGUUGCUGUUAGAAAUGAGUCAUUAGUUAAUGAACUUAAAGAGGCCUUGGCUGAUUUAGAUGAAAAGCCCGAGAUUAUUCCGGGCGAGCAAGGAGUUGUUGAGGUUGCCCGCCACCCAGAUGCAGUCACAGUAGUUACAGGAAUUGUAGGCUGUGCAGGACUGAAGCCUACAGUGGCUGCAAUAGAAGCAGGGAAAGACAUAGCGUUAGCCAAUAAAGAGACCCUGAUUGCUGGAGGUCCUUUCGUUCUUCCUCUUGCUCACAAGCAUAAUGUGAAAAUUCUUCCUGCUGAUUCAGAACAUUCUGCGAUUUUUCAGUGUAUCCAAGGCUUGCCAGAGGGUGCACUUCGGCGUAUCAUUUUGACAGCGUCUGGUGGGUCUUUCAGGGAUUGGCCUGUUGAGAAGUUGAAAGAAGUUAAAGUUGCUGAUGCUCUGAAGCAUCCAAACUGGAAUAUGGGAAAGAAGAUUACUGUUGAUUCUGCGACUCUUUUCAAUAAGGGUCUCGAAGUCAUUGAAGCUCAUUACUUGUUUGGAGCCGAAUAUGAUGAUAUCGAGAUUGUGAUUCAUCCGCAGUCCAUUAUACAUUCAAUGAUUGAAACACAGGAUUCAUCUGUUCUGGCACAACUGGGAUGGCCUGAUAUGCGCUUGCCAAUCCUCUACACCAUGUCAUGGCCAGAGAGAAUCUACUGCUCUGAAGUAACAUGGCCUCGUCUUGAUCUGUGCAAGCUAGGUUCAUUAACCUUUAAAGCUCCUGACAAUGUGAAAUACCCAUCCAUGGACCUUGCCUAUGCUGCUGGACGGGCCGGUGGCACCAUGACUGGAGUUCUUAGUGCGGCAAAUGAAAAGGCUGUGGAGAUGUUUAUCAGUGAAAAAAUCAGUUAUCUUGAUAUUUUCAAGAUUGUUGAGCUAACAUGUGCUAAGCAUCGGGCAGAACUAGUGGCCUCGCCUUCCCUCGAGGAAAUCAUACAUUACGAUUUAUGGGCACGAGAUUAUGCAGCCGAUUUGCAAAGCUCUGGAAGCUCAAUUCCUGUUUUUGCAUGAUCAACUUACCAACCGAUGCUAUGAUCGGAGAGUCAGUCAGUACGUUGAAUCUCCCAAGAUUUCACAAGCUUGUGGGCGGGGGGCGGGGGACUGAACGGAAAUGCGUUCCCCCCUUAAAUAGGUUCUAAAUGUAUGAAUACGUUAUCCCUCUGAAGAGAAGUCCUACUGUGGACGGUAAAAUUUCGAAAGACAGAAACAAGAUGAACUAUUGAAAACCCGAUCUGUAGUGAAAUUGUGCAUUGUUUGCCCUUUGA
This is a messenger RNA of Malus domestica (apple), 1976 nucleotides long. Its product is annotated as 1-deoxy-D-xylulose 5-phosphate reductoisomerase, chloroplastic. The record is from RefSeq and is a predicted model, not a curated record. Lineage: Eukaryota; Viridiplantae; Streptophyta; Magnoliopsida; Rosales; Rosaceae. Gene Ontology annotation, molecular function: protein binding; 1-deoxy-D-xylulose-5-phosphate reductoisomerase activity; manganese ion binding. Gene Ontology annotation, biological process: isoprenoid biosynthetic process.